CUCCCCGGCACUUCAGAUUCUCCCAUUGGUGCGUUGGCUAGCGAUUUUCCGCGCUUCCCCUCCCUCUGAAAAGAACAAUCUCAGGCCGUCUGCCUUUUCAGAUCGAUUACGGGAACUGAGAAAAAGCGAGAGUCGAGAAGUUCGAGUGAGAGAGAACCUUUUUCGCUGUACUGCGACGCUCUGUGUUUGAGGAGGGGAAGAACGAUAUGAAGAGGUUCUUGAGCUUGAAGGACUUCGACUUAAAUCACAAGCAUGAGUCAGAGGAGGCACGGCGGAGAUGGAGGGCAGCUGUUACUAUUGUCAGAAAUCGUAGCCGGCGGUUCCGGUUUAUCCCCGAUCUUGACAAGCGAAAGGAGACGGAAAACAAAACGCUCAAAAUCCAGGAACAAAUACGAAUUGCGCUUUAUGUUCACAAAGCAGCUCUGUAUUUUAUUGAUGCUGCUCGUUCUGUUGAAUACAACCUCUCAGAUGAGAUCAGAAAAGAAAAUUUUGGAAUUCACCCUGAGGAGCUUGCAUCUAUUGUUCGUGUCCAUGAUAUUAAACGCCUAAGAAAUAAAGGUGGAGUUGAAGGGAUUGCAAGGAAAGUCUCUGUUUCCCUUGAUGAAGGUGUUCUCUCAACCAGCUUAGCUACAAGGCAAAAGAUCUAUGGUUUAAACCGUUUCACAGAGAAACCUCCAAAAAGCUUUUGGAUGUUUGUGUGGGAAGCGCUGCAAGACAUAACACUCAUUAUCCUUAUGUUUUGUGCUGCACUGUCUAUAGGUGUAGGAAUUGCAACUGAAGGGUGGCCAAAGGGUAUGUAUGAUGGACUUGGAAUUAUACUUACUAUAUUCUUGGUCGUCAUGGUCGCUGCUAUUAGUGACUACAGGCAGUCCUUGCAAUUUAGGGAUCUUGACAAGGAGAAGAAAAUGAUUAUUGUUCAAGUUACCAGAGAUGGAAGUAGAAAAAAGAUUCCCAUCUAUGAUUUGGUUGUUGGGGACGUUGUUCAUUUAGCUAUUGGGGACCAAGUGCCAGCUGAUGGAGUUUUUAUAUCGGGAUACAGCUUGCUGAUUGAUGAGUCAAGUUUGACAGGCGAAGUUGACCCUGUAAGUAUAAAUGAAGAACAUCCUUUUCUUUCCUCAGGAGCCAAAGUUAGAGAUGGGUUAGGAAAGAUGCUGGUAACGGCAGUUGGUAUGAGGACUGAAUGGGGAAAGUUGAUGGAAACUUUGAGCGAGGAUGGACAAGAUGAGACCCCACUUCAGGUGAAGUUGAAUGGUGUGGCAACACUUAUUGGUAAGAUUGGUUUGACUGUUGGAGUGCUUACAUUUGUGGUGUUGACAGGGAGGUUUCUCGUGGAAAAAGCACUCAGGAAUGAGUUCACAGAUUGGUCUUCAAGUGAUGCAUUGAUACUUGUGGACUACUUUGCCACUGCAGUAACUAUAAUAGUUGUCGCUGUUCCUGAAGGAUUGCCGCUGGCAGUGACACUGAGCCUUGCCUUUGCUAUGAAGAAAUUAAUGAAUGAUAAAGCACUAGUAAGGCACCUCUCAGCUUGUGAGACAAUGGGUUCUGCCACUUGCAUCUGCACUGAUAAGACAGGGACAUUGACCACAAACCACAUGGUGGUUGAUAGGAUAUGGAUAUGUGAUACCAUUCAAGAAAUCAGUGGUACUGGCAAAAGCAAUUAUACACUGGAAAUAUCUGAGAGAGUUUUAAGCACCCUUUUGCAAGCUAUAUUUCAAAAUACUAGUGGUGAAGUGGUCAAGGAUAAAGACGGAAAGAGCUCUGUUGUGGGAACUCCAACAGAAUCAGCACUAUUAGAAUUUGGCUUGCUAUUGGGUGGCGAUCAUGAUGCCCAACAAAGACAGUUGAAGAUACUCAAGGUUGAGCCUUUCAAUUCAGACAGGAAGAAAAUGUCUGUACUUGUGGCUCUUCCUGAAAGUGGUGCACGGGCUUUUUGUAAAGGUGCACCAGAAAUGGUAGUAAGGAUGUGUGACAAUAUUGUUGACUAUAAAGGAGAACCGACAGUUCUAACUGAAAAGCUAAUAGAGAAAACCAUGAAAAUCAUUGAUGACUUUGCCUCUGCAGCCCUGAGAACGCUUUGUUUGGCUUAUAAAAAUGUAGAUAGCAAUGGUUCUGCCCACAGCAUCCCUGAUAGUGGCUACACCUUAAUAGCUGUAGUUGGAAUCAAAGAUCCAGUGCGCCCUGGAGUUAAGGAAGCAGUGCGAACUUGUUUAGCUGCGGGAAUCACUGUUCGUAUGGUUACUGGUGACAAUAUAAAUACAGCAAAGGCUAUAGCUAAAGAAUGUGGCAUACUUACACAUAAUGACAAUGCCAUUGAAGGACCAGAAUUUCGUAGCAAGUCUCCUGAUGAGAUGAAGGAAAUUAUACCAAAAAUUCAGGUAAUGGCACGGUCUUUGCCUUCAGACAAGCUCGCCUUGGUAACCCAUUUAAAAAAUAUGUUUGCAGAAGUUGUUGCAGUGACUGGUGAUGGUACCAAUGAUGCUCCUGCUUUGCACCGGUCAGACAUUGGACUUGCCAUGGGAAUAUCUGGAACGGAGGUCGCUAAGGAAAAUGCAGAUGUCAUCAUUAUGGAUGAUAAUUUUUCAACUAUAGUAAAUUUGGCAAAGUGGGGACGUGCAGUUUAUAUAAACAUACAAAAGUUCGUGCAGUUCCAGUUGACUGUCAACGUCGUUGCUCUGGUGAUUGACUUUGUUUCCGCAUGCAUCACAGGAUCUGCCCCCCUCACUGCUGUGCAGCUGCUUUGGGUCAACAUGAUCAUGGACACUCUUGGCGCAUUGGCACUGGCUACAGAACCUCCCAAUGAUGAGUUGAUGAAGAGGCCCCCAGUUGCUAAGGGCGCCAGUUUUAUUACCAAAGCAAUGUGGAGAAACAUCAUCGGUCAGAGUAUUUACCAAUUGAUUGUCCUUCUAUUACUAGAUUUCGAUGGGAAGAGACUCUUAGGGCUGACUGGUUCGGAUGCUACUGAAGUUCUGGAUACCGUGAUAUUUAACUCAUUUGUGUUUUGCCAGGUGUUCAAUGAAAUCAACAGCCGCGAUAUCGAGAAGAUCAACGUGUUCAAAGGCAUGUUUGAUAGCUGGAUAUUCCUAGUUGUGAUAAUUUCAACAGUGGUCUUCCAAGCAAUCAUAGUUGAGUUCCUUGGAAAUUUUGCCACCACUGUACCGCUCAGUUGGCAGCUAUGGCUCCUCAGCGUAGCAAUCGGAUCAGUUAGCCUGGUUGUUGGCAUCAUUCUCAAAUGCAUCCCUGUUGAAAGCACACCCAAGCCAAGCCACCAUGAUGGCUAUGAACCUCUUCCUGGUGGUCCAGAUGCGGCCUGAAAAUUGAUUUCCGAAGAAUUUGAAGUGCAAUUGACAGGUGUUGCAACUUUGUCCUUCUCAUUUAUUAAAAAAAUAUUAUAUAGUUCAAAUUACCUAACUUAAAUCAUUAAAUAAGAUCCAAAUGCUAAUAUUAGAAAGUAUUCCCAUCUAUUGUUUUGUGUUUUGUAAUAUGCUAUAAGGGAUACUUUCUAUUAAGUCACAAUUGAUAAUUAUCUAAAAAAGAAAAGAUCUUAGGAGUAUUGUUUUUUUUUUUUCUUUUUGUCUUUUAUGCGUCUAACUUAGAUUAGAUCCAAGGUGAUAUUUUGGAUUGGUAAUUGUACUUUUGAAACACCAAUAAUACCAAAUGGUAUAGGAUGCUUCUGAUGUGUGUUGGUUACUCUUAGCAUCAAUGCAAUCAAAUCAAUUUCAUCCU
This is a messenger RNA of Rubroshorea leprosula, 3723 nucleotides long. The record is from the annotation of a GenBank genome assembly. Lineage: Eukaryota; Viridiplantae; Streptophyta; Magnoliopsida; Malvales; Dipterocarpaceae.